AUGUUGGUGGCUGAGAUGGGUACGGAGAAGAAGGAGAUAGUGGGCAUGAUUAGAGGAUGUAUCAAAACCGUUACGUGUGGCAAAAAAAUCGAUUUAAAUCAAAACGACACCGUUUAUAAGCCUCUCUACACUAAACUCGCUUACGUUUUAGGCCUUCGUGUCUCUCCUUCUCACAGGAGACAAGGGAUUGGGUUUAAACUGGUUAAGAUGAUGGAAGAAUGGUUUAGUCAAAACGGCGCCGAAUAUUCGUAUAUAGCAACGGAAAACGACAAUCAAGCUUCGGUUAAUCUAUUCACCGGUAAAUGCGGUUAUUCCGAGUUCCGUACACCGUCGAUUUUGGUCAACCCGGUUUACGCACACCGAGUCAACGUCUCGAACCGUGUAACGAUCAUCAAAUUAGACCCGGUCGAUGCGGAGUCCUUAUACCGGCUCCGGUUUAGCACGACCGAGUUUUUCCCGCGUGAUAUCGAUUCGGUGCUCAAUAACAAACUCUCCCUCGGGACUUUCGUAGCUGUGCCACGUGGAAGCUGUUACGGAUCCGGGUCUGGAUCAUGGCCCGGUUCGUCUAAGUUCCUCGAAUACCCACCCGAGUCAUGGGCGGUUUUGAGCGUGUGGAAUUGCAAAGACUCGUUUCGGUUAGAGGUUCGUGGCGCGUCGAGGUUAAGGCGCGUGGUGGCUAAAACGACGCGCGUGGUCGAUAAAACGCUGCCGUUUUUGAAAUUACCUUCGAUUCCUUCGGUUUUUAAACCGUUUGGGCUUUGCUUCAUGUACGGAAUCGGAGGAGAAGGCCCACGCGCGGCGAAGAUGGUUAAAUCGCUUUGUGCUCACGCGCAUAAUAUCGCGAAAGACGGCGGUUGCGGCGUUGUGGCGGCGGAAGUCGCCGGAGAAGAGCCGUUACGGCGAGGAAUACCUCACUGGAAAGUGCUAUCGUGCGCCGAGGAUCUUUGGUGUAUUAAACGGCUUGGAGAAGAUUUUAGUGAUGGUGUUGUUGGUGAUUGGACUAAAUCGCCACCUGGAGUUUCGAUUUUUGUGGACCCUAGAGAAUUUUAA
Molecule: messenger RNA, 1050 nt
Organism: Arabis nemorensis
Lineage: Eukaryota; Viridiplantae; Streptophyta; Magnoliopsida; Brassicales; Brassicaceae
Source: the annotation of a GenBank genome assembly